Messenger RNA from Branchiostoma floridae (Florida lancelet), 4095 nucleotides. Its product is annotated as sorting nexin-13-like. Lineage: Eukaryota; Metazoa; Chordata; Leptocardii; Amphioxiformes; Branchiostomatidae. Gene Ontology annotation, biological process: positive regulation of GTPase activity. The transcript has 28 exons. The record is from RefSeq and is a predicted model, not a curated record. Gene Ontology annotation, cellular component: early endosome. Bases 21 to 3068 code for a protein of 1015 amino acids. Gene Ontology annotation, molecular function: phosphatidylinositol binding.
UUUUAUUGGUCAAGAAAUCGAUGGCACCUGUCAGCCAAUCAGAGCGCAGUAUCUAUGGGCCGACCAUCCAAAAUGGCCGCCGACUUGGUCAUCGGCAACGUAGUGCCGUGAAAAACAUCGCAUAUGCUGGCGUUGUGCCGUCUAGAAGGAGCUCUUUAGACAUGCAAGGGAAAAUGGGGGACAGUUCAUUAUCGACCGUUGCUUGGGGAGGGUUGGCGCUGGCGCUGUUUGUGGGCACGUUCGGGCCCUUCGGCGGAGUCUUCCUGUUUCUGUAUCUGGUUUGCUUCCUUGUUGGGGCCUUUGUGAUACUGUACAGGAGAGGGAAGGAGGAGUCGACUGUAGAGUUGCAGCAGAGCUCAUCUGACAGACUGGAGAGGACCAGUGAUGGAAUACCAAAGCUUGUGGAAGAGGCACAGAAGAUAAGGCAGUACAAAACAGACAAGAGGCUGACAGGAUCCAGUACCAUCGAUGAGCCACUCAGAGAGGUGUUGGACUACACGUUCCGUGACUACGUGCAGAACUGGUACCACGACAAGAUCAGUGACGAUGAGUCGUUCCUCCACGACCUCAGGAUCAUGACUCAGAGGGUCAUCAUUGCUUUUGCUAACAAAUCCAAAGAAGUAGAAUGGGUGCCAUAUUUCACCACCAGACUGGUGGACGACUUUGCUUCUCAUCUCAGACUCUUCAGGAAGGCACAGGAAAAGGUGCUAAAGGCAGAGAAAAACCCAGAUGGUACUCCGAGGCCGCAGGACGACCUUGAGAGCAUCUUCUUCGACCUUGAAGCAGACAUGGAAAAAACAAUAUGCCGUGAUCUCAUCUGUACAUCAGAACAAAGAGAAAUAGAAUACCUGCAGGACCUGUCCGAGGUGCUGCUUUAUCUGCUGCUGCCGCCCGAGGACUUCCACAACAAACCCUUCAGGUUCAUCGUCAGGGAGAUCCUGGUGAACGGAAUGAUCCUGCCAACAAUCGGCACAUUCUCAGACCCUGACUACGUCAACCAGACUGCAGUGUGGCUGUCCCCAACAAAGACAGUCAGGCAACAGGACGAUGCUACUUUUCAGAUCAAGGAUUCCUGUUUUGUGAACGAGGCAUUCCUGACAGUCAUCAAGUGUGGGGAUGAGAUCGGGGAGCUGGAGGCUGUUAUGGAGAGGGUGGACGCAGAGAUCGCCAAAACCAGAGCAAGGGACACAAGUGGAGAUGACUCCGAUACCAAACAGCAGCUGAACAGCCUAAUGUUUGUAAAACAGCUGUGUGAGAGAAGGGUACAACAGCUGUACAGCGGGGACACUGACUCUCCUCCAGUGGAUACGGACGAGAUCGGGGGAAUUCGGGAGGGCUGGCUGUACCAGUUACCACUAGAUGUUGCAUUAAUUAACAACGUAGCCUUGUCAUAUUUCAUAGAUUUUCUAACAGCGAGUGGUCGCCAAGGUUACGUGUUCUUCUGGCUGACGGUUGAGGGUUUCCGAGUUUCAGCGACAAUGCAGAUUCAGAACAACACGAGGGGACCGGACUACGAGAUGCUCAGGGCAGCUGCACUCAACAUUUACGAGCAGUAUCUGUCAGAAAAGGCGUCCCCAAGAGUGAAGCUGGAGGACAGUCUAGUCAAGUCCAUCUACAACACAAUAAUCAAGGACACACCGUCAGCAGGGAUAUUUGACGAGGCUCAGAGAAGGGUAUUCACAAUUCUGCAAGAGGACAAGUUUUACCCUGCUUUCAAGCGAUCGCCUGCCUACGUGAAGCUUUUGGCAGAGCUUGAACUUCUCAAGGACCCAGAGGUUGGGCCAGACCCGGAGGAGGGCAUCGAAGCCAAAAAUACUCUUGAAGGAUCAGGAUCAUGGUUGCUAAGCCCAAUCAGAGAGGACCAGAUCAAGCUCACUGCCAAGAUCAUGCAGACAGGAAUUUGUAAGGAGCAUGGGAAGCAGUACGCGCUGUACGCCAUCAACGUGCGGAAGGAAACUCCGAUCGAGGAGGAGGUGUGGGACACGUUCCGCAGAUACAGCGACUUCCACGACCUUCACAUGAGGUUAAAGGACAAGUUUGACUCCCUAUAUGCUCUAAAACUCCCUGCCAAGAAGACGUUCAAAAAUCUGAACAAGGAGUUUUUAGAGAAGAGGAGAAAAGAGCUAAAUCAGUAUUUGCAGACGUUACUGUGUGAGGAUGUUCUGCAGAACAACCCAGGGAUGAAGGAGGCCAUGUUGGAUUUCCUGGAGAACAAAGCCUACAACAAGGGGAAAGGGCAGCUGGCUAGGAAGAUGGACACACUAGUAAACCCACUGAGGAACUCUGUCAGGAACACCUUCAAUGUGGUGAAGUCCAUGCCUGACAACUUGGCGGAGGGGGUGGGGAAAAUGUCCGACGGUCUGGGGAAGGUGUCGGACUCUGUGUCGGACAAACUCGGCAAGAUUGGCAACAAGGUCUUAAAGUCACCACAAGGAUAUGACGACUGUAAGGUCUCGGCACACAUUGAAGAUAACAUUGAUGACAACAUUCCGCUGCGCAUCAUGCUGCUCCUUAUGGACGAAGUGUUCGACCUGAAAGAUAAAAACCAGUGGCUACGGCGGCAGAUCGUGGCUCUGUUGCAGCAGAUUAUCCGAGCGAUCCUCGGAGACAAGAUGAAUCGCAAGAUCGUGGAGCAGGUCGGAGUGCUGACCUCGGCAGAACAGGUGGCAGAGUACGUCAAGCAGUUCAGGGAUGCCUUCUGGCCUAACGGUGUCCUCGCGGACCCAGCAGAGAUCCGAGAGAAGAACAUCUGCAUGAGAACCAGAGUCGCCGCCAAGACAAAAAUGUUGGGCAGCAUCCCAGAUGAGUUGAAGCACGUGAUCGGUGCAGAGACGACAAGAAAAGGCGUCACGCGUGUCUUCGAGAUGUGCCAGUACCCGCGUCUCAACAGGAGACUUCUUUACGUUGUUCUCGAGGGCAUCCUCGAGACACUCUUCCCUGAAAACAAGUUCCGGGAAAUCUUCAUCAAGCUGCACUCCAAGUCGCCAAGGAUAAAGGCAAGGAUGGACACAAGAGCGCCCCCCGGAGGCCAGAACAAGAAAGACAGGUGGAAACAACAGAUGUCAUAAUGGGGAUGUUUUGGGGGGUAGUUGGAAUGGCUCAAAACCAAAUUUAUAUGUUGUAGAUUCAUUCUUUGAUUUUCUUAGGGACUUAUUUUUGAGGUUGGAGGGGAAAAUACCUUCUCACUUUGUUUUAUAUUCACAGUCCAGGGCUCGAAAUCCUUUUUUUCUGCAUACCUGCACCACUCUGAAUUUAGGAAGUAUGGAUCAUACUAAAAUUGUUGAGGAACCAUUGUUAUUUUUUCUUUUGUACUUAAUAUGUGGAAGCAGUCAGUGUAACUGAUAACAAUCCAUAUACACCUACAUCAUAGGACAUCUAUGUAUAAAGCUCAGUACAUGGACUAGUGCAGGUUAGGUGCAGGUAGACACCAGAAAUCCCUGCACAGCUCCAAUUUUACCUGCACUAACCUGCAUAUGCAGGUGGUAUUUCGAGCCCUGCAGUUAAUACUGUACACAAAGCCACACUAUUUCGGGAUGUUACAAAAUUGCCUUUGAAAGCCACUGCAAAUAUUGCAAAAGUAAAACUAACAAGAAUUUCUCCAUGGCUAUAUAAAAGCCUGAUAUGUCCUCUGUAUUAUACAGUCAUGCACAUGUGUAUUAUGAAUUGAUUCUCAAAGUACACUGAAAUAGAAUUUCUUCUAUCAUUAAAUUUAACUUUUGAUUUUGAAGCAUUCCAUGCAGACUGAAGCAAUUAUUAUAGAUUCUACAAGAAUAGUUUCCUUGAAUUGAAUAAGAAUUUGCUCAAAACAGAUUUUCAUUAGGGGGUGAAUAUACAUAUGUAGAAAUGUUGAAAUGUUCAGUGGUGUACAAAUAAAGUAUGUGUUUUCAGAAUGAAAUAACAAAUUUCUAAUAAUUAUUGUAUAGGUCCAUUCUAGAUCUUGUGUAAUUGAAAAUUGAGUGAAGUGUCAAAUAUUUAUUCAAAAGUGAUAUUGUAAAAUAAUUUAACAUUUGAAUUGUAAUACUAGUAACUUUAUAACACAUUAUAUGUUCAUUUUGUUAAGAAUACUUCCAAAAAGAGCUGAAGAUGAAGAUUGAA